CGGGUGCGGGCUGUGGUUCCGGCUCGUUCUUCGAAGGGGGGGGCAGCGGUGCCGAGUUCUUUCCCGAGGACGGAACCGGCCGGCGGGACUGGGAAACCGCGCCUCGCUGACGUGGCAGACACCGGCUUCUUCUCGGUAGCCAUCCCAGAGCAGCAGGCGGUUUCUCCUCGCCAUCGAUGCCGUUCACUGGGGCUUUCUUGUCUGAUGGUCACUGCGAUGUCCUGGUAUUGCCAAGUGGAAGAGCGAAAAUGGAAAAGCAAAAGCCUUUUAAAUUGUUUGUUCCACCAAGAUUAAGCAGCAGCCAAGUGUCUGCAGUGAAACCCCAGAGCUUGGGCCCAGAUUCUCAUUUGUUCAAGAGUUUCAACAAAUGUAUUGAAGAUGAUUUUGGUUUUCCAUUUGCAAUGACUAAUCUUUCCAAAAAUGGGGAAAACAUCAAUUCAGAUCCUGCUUUACAAAAAGUUAAUUUUUUGCCCAUGCUUGAACAGGUUGAUAAUUCUGACAGUUGUCACUAUCAGGAAGGACUGAAAGAGUCUGAUUUUGAGAAUUCAGAACCAAUGAGCAGACUUUAUUCAAAACUGUAUAAGGAGGCUGAAAAGAUCAAAAAGUGGAAAGUGAAUGUAGAAUCUGAACUGAAGCAGAAAGAAAAUAAGUUGCAAGAAAAUAGAAAGAUAAUUGAAGCACAGCGAAAAGCCAUUCAAGAACUACAGUUUGAAAAUGAAAAAGUAAGUUUGAAAUUAGAAGAAGGAAUCCAAGAAAAUAAAGAUUUAAUAAAAGAGAAUAAUGCCACAAGGCAUUUAUGUAAUCUACUCAAAGAGACCUGUGCUAGAUCUGCAGAAAAGACAAAGAAAUAUGAAUAUGAACGAGAAGAAACUAGACAAGCUUAUAUGGAUCUAAAUAAUAACAUUGAGAAAAUGAUAAUAGCUUUUGAGGAACUUCGUGUGCAAGCUGAGAACUCCAGACUGGAAAUGCAUUUUAAGUUAAAGGAAGAUUAUGAAAGAAUCCAACACCUUGAAGAAGAGUACAAGAAGGAAAUAAAUGACAAGGAAAAACAGGUAUCACUGCUAAUGAUUCAAAGCACCGAGAAGGAAAAUAAAAUGAAAGACCUAACAUUUCUACUAGAAGAAUCAAGAAAUAAAGUUAAUCAAUUAGAGGACAAAAUAAAAUUACAGAAUGAAAAUUUAAAAGAAUCAAAUGAGAAGCAGGAUCAUUUGACAUCAGAACUAGAAGAUACUAAAAUGUCCUUGCAAGGAAGUUUGAGUACUCAGAAGGCUUUAGAGGAAGAUUUACAAAUAGCAAAAAAAACAAUAAAUCAGCUCACUUCAGAAAAAGAAACUCAGAUGGAAGAAUCUAAUAAAGCAAAAGCUGCUCAUUCAUUUGUAGUUACUGAAUUUAAGACUACCAUCUGCAACUUGAAGGAAUCAUUGAAAACAGAACAGCAAAGGUUGGGAAAAAAUGAAGAUCAAUUGAAAAUACUUACCAUGGAGCUUCAGAAGAAAUCAAAUGAACUGGAAGAGAUGACUAAGUUUAAAAAUAAUCAAGAAGUAGAACUUGAAGAAUUGAGAAAAGUCUUGGCAGAAAAUCAAAAGCUUUUAGAUGAAAAGAAACAGUUUGAGAAGAUUGCUGAAGAAUUAAAGGAAACAGAACAAGAACUAACUGGUCUUCUGCAAACCAGAGAGAAAGAAGUAUAUGAUUUGGGAAUACAGUUAACUGCCAUUACAAUAAGUGAACAGCAUUAUUCAAAACAAGUUGAAGAUUUGAAAAUUGAGCUUGAAAAUGAGAAGCUUAAAAAUAAUGAAAUAGCUGCAAGCUGCAACAAGUUUUCACUGGAGAACAAAGAACUAGCACAAAAAAUAAGUGAUACAGCCUUAGAGCUCAAGAAGCAGCAAGAAGAUAUAACCAAUAGCAAAAAGCAAGAAGAAAGAAUGUUGAAACAAAUAGAAAAUCUGGAAGAUACAGAAACACAAUUAAGGAAUGAACUAGAAUCUGUGAGAGAAGAACUAAAAAAGAAAGCAGAUGAAGUUAAAUGUAAAUUGGACAAAAGUGAAGAAAGUGUUCGAAGCAUUGAAUGUGAAGUUUUAAAAAAAGAUAAACAAAUGAAGAUGUUAGAAAACAAGUGUAAUAAUUUAAAGAAACAAGUUGAAAAUAAAGGCAAGUGUAUUGAAGAAAAAAAUAAGACCUUGAAGAAAAAAGGUACAGCAGAAAGCAAGCAACUGAAUGUUUAUGAAAUAAAGGUCAGUAAAUUAGAGUUAGAACUAGAAAGUACCAAACAGAAAUUUGAAGAAAUGACUGACAGCUAUCAAAAAGAAAUUGAGGACAAAAAAAUAUCAGAAGAAAAUCUUUUGGGAGAGGUUGAAAAAGCCAAAGUAACAGCUGAUGAAGCAGUAAAAUUACAGAAAGAAAUUGAUAUACGAUGUCAACAUAAAAUAGCUGAAAUGGUAGCACUUAUGGAAAAACAUAAGCACCAAUAUGAUAAAAUCGUUGAAGAAAGAGACUCAGAAUUAGGAUUUUAUAAGAGCAAAGAACAAGAACAGUCAUCAAUGAAAGCAUCUUUGGAGAUUGAACUAUCCAGUCUCAAAAACGAACUUUUGUCUGUUAAGAAGCAACUUGAAAUAGAAAGAGAAGAAAAGGAAGAACUCAAAAGAGAAACAAAAGAAAAUCCAAUUACUCUCAAGGAAAAAAAAGGCAAGAAGACACAGACAUCUUUAUUGGAAACACCUGAAACUAGCUAUCGAAAAUUUGAUUCUAAGGUAGUUCCUUCACAAAAUAAAUCUCGAAGUUUCACAUCAACUGAUAAUGGCAAGUCCAAAGAUAAAAGGGACUAUUUGUGGACAUCUGCUAAAAGUACUUUAUCUACACCAUUACCAAAGGUAUAUAAAGUGAAGACACCAACAAAACUGCAAAUACAGCAAAGAGAAAACAAGAAUAUACCCAUUGAAGAAAGUAAUAAAAAGAGGAAAAUGGUCUUUGAUUUUGAUAUUAAUUCAGACAGUUCAGAAACUACAGAUCUUUUGAGCAUGGUUUCAGAGGAAGAGACACUGAAAAAACUAUACAAGAAUAAUAAUUCACCAUCUUCUCAUCUUUGUGUCAGAACACCAAAGACUCCUUCAUUGCUAACAACCCCUGGAUCUACAGUGAAGUUUGGAACUAUGAGAAAAACACAGGAAGAUCGUUGGGCUGUAAUUGCUAAAAUGGAUAGGAAAAAAAAACUAAAGGAAGUAGAAAAGCUAUUUGUUUAAUUUUAGAAAAGCAGUAUGAUUAAAGAGCCUAUUAGCAUCCAUUUAUAAUUAAUUUUCAUUCUUAUUUUCCAAAGAG
Molecule: messenger RNA, 3312 nt
Organism: Tupaia belangeri chinensis (Chinese tree shrew)
Lineage: Eukaryota; Metazoa; Chordata; Mammalia; Scandentia; Tupaiidae
Gene: SYCP1
Product: synaptonemal complex protein 1
Exons: 33
Coding region: 177-3236 (1019 amino acids)
Biological process (GO): meiotic DNA repair synthesis; lateral element assembly; chiasma assembly
Cellular component (GO): central element; transverse filament; synaptonemal complex
Molecular function (GO): double-stranded DNA binding
Source: RefSeq, a predicted model, not a curated record